Messenger RNA from Tinamus guttatus (white-throated tinamou), 2750 nucleotides. The record is from RefSeq and is a predicted model, not a curated record. NCBI's taxonomy places the organism in Eukaryota, Metazoa, Chordata, Aves, Tinamiformes, Tinamidae.
GACUCGCACUGCGACUGUGCCGAGCCCCAGGCCCUGGAGCAGCCGUCGGGCAAGAUCAACAAAACCGCCUUCAAGCUGUUCAAGAGGAGGAAAUCCGGCGGCCCCAUGCCGAGCAUCUUUGGGGUGAAAAACAAAGGUGGGGACGGGAAAGGCACGGGCAAAACUGGGAUGGUGCGAAGCAAGACGCAUGACGGCUUAGCCGAUGCCGUGCUGGAGAGCAGCAAGAAGGAGGAACCGAGCGGCGGCGGCAACGGCAGCGACCAGCCGAGCAGGGAUGCAAACCCGCCGGCGGUAGCCAGCCUCGGCGUCUCGUCCAACAGUGCGGUGGCCAAGUCACACAGCUUCUUCUCUCUGCUCAAGAAGAACGGGAAAUCGGAAAACGGCAAGGGGGAGAGCGCAGACCCGCGGGCUGGCGGCAGACAAAAGAAGGGGCUGAAAGGGAUCUUCAGCAGUAUGCGGUGGCAUAGGAAGGACAAAAAUGGCAAGGAGGAGAGGGGGGAAAGCUCCGAAAUCCAAUCGGGUCUCAUUAUGCCGGGGUCGCUGACCGCCAGCUUGGAAUGCAUCAAGGAGGAAACCCCCAAACCUUUGUCUGAGACCCCAAACGGCGCCGUUGAAAUUAGCAUCGAAUCGUCCAUCGAGAAGCCCGUUGGAGACCUGCACGUCUCAGCCCAGGAGCCAGAUGCGGGAGCCGGGGAGCCGCAGGACAGCAGAGCUCCCCCCAGGGAGGAUCCUGCCGCUGCUGGGACGCGACCCGAGGAGCUCUGCCCCGAGCGACCGGACCUGGGCGUGGGAGAGGUUGGGACUGCGAAGGAUGCGGCCAUAACAGGUGACAUUCCAAUAACGACUAUUCCCCUUGUUGAACCUGAAUGUGAUAGCGGUCAAGAGACGGCAGCAGCCCCUGACCCUUCCUCUGUUGAUCCACCCUCAGAGCAAUCGAUUGAUCGUAUUUGUUUGAUGUUUGCUGACGUGACUUCACUGAAAAGCUUUGACUCUCUUACAGGCUGCGGAGAUAUUAUUGCGGACCAGGAAGAGGAAGGGGGCGGCGGGAGUGGCGCCUGCGGGAAGAGCACCCCCGGGGCCGGCAAGAUGGGCGCCGCCAAGAAGCACCCCACCAUGGUGGCCUACCAAGGAGGAGGGGAGGAGAUGGCGAGUCCGGACCAGGUGGAUGACACCUGCCUUCAGGAGUUUUGGGAUAUGCUGUCACAGACAGAGGAGCGAAGCCCAGAUACCCACAUAGCAGGAGGAGGUGGAGGAGGGACAAGGACACCUGAGGGGCUGAAGGAGACCCGAGGGACCGAGGGGGCCCAGAACAGGGUGGUGGUGAAGCGUGGUGGUGUCAACCAGAUUCCCAUUCAUCUCAACCACAAAGAGGAGCAGAAAGUCAGGGAGAAGGAGCAGCACGAAGGCAUCCCAAACAGUGAUGAGGGCUACUGGGAUUCCACCACUCCUGGGCCCGAGGAAGACAGCACCAUGAGCAUCCAGAAGGAGACCAUCCCCAGGGACAGCUACAGCGGGGAUGCUCUCUAUGACCUCUAUGCUGAGCCAGAUGAGAACCCACCAGGGGGACCUCCUGAUGAACAGGUCACCAGUGUGCCGCGCUCCAAGCCUGUGUCGCCAAUAACCACCACGUGCACACCGAAAACACCCUCAAGCGCCGUGAAGGACUCCAAGAUACCCAUCAGCAUUAAACACCUUGCAUCUCAUCCUCCCAGCCAUACAGCAGAUGCCAGCAACAGCCACCACGUCGCACACCAUCACCUGGCCAAAAGUGAGAUACACAGAACAAAAAUCCCUGUCUCGAAAGUACUGGUGCGCCGGGUCAGCAACAGGGGCUUAGCAGGGACUACAGUCAAAGCUGCCACAUACCAGGACAGUGCCAAAAAGUAGCUGAAUACGAGGUGGAAACAAAGAUGGACAACAAGUUUGGUGCGUGAAAGUCUGUGUAGGAGACUGCUAAUAAUGAAGUAGUUUUGCAUCACCUGAAGAAAGGCACCUAAGAGGCUUCCUUUCAUGUACUCCAGGGGCCUGCACUUCCAAAUCCCUUCUUCUUAUACUGUAUGCCUGAAUAUGAAAAGUCAGCUUCUUUUCAAGCACUUUUUUUUUUACCUUUGUACCUUUUUUCUGCAGCACUGAACACUGGGGAGAUUCAUUUUUACAUGCCUUUGUGGAAGCAGAACUUGGAUUAUGAACCUAAACGAGCAUCUUUCUUCAUGUGAAGCAGUGCCAUGAGUUCUCCAAGGAUGCAGAGUUACACAAGGAGGAACACCAGGGUUUUCCAAUACACUUCUCUUUUAAUCAUUUCUGGAAGAGGCAUGGAGGGAGGGUGCUCGACUCUGAAAAUGGUGUUUGCUCUACAAGAUAUUGGAAAAAAUGCCAAGCAAAAAGUGAACAACCUAACAGGUAUUUGACCUGAUGUAGGAACACGAGCACUGCUCAGCAGCAGACUUGAUCGACUUGUGUGCUGUAGCUAACUAAGGAGUUAGGUGGAUUUGUCUAACAGGAAAAAUAUUUUUGUUUGUCCAUCUGUUUGUUUGGUUUCAGUCUGCUCUACUGUAAAUGGGUAACAGAGAGACCUAACCUAGGCUCAGAUGUUUACAUCAAUACUUGUCCGGUGAGGAAUACAAUCAGGUUCAGGGAAACAUUCUACUAAAUGCCAAUAUAUACACACCGUUCACAUUUAUACAAUAACUUGCUCUCCAUGUGUAGAUAUAUACAUAUUUUAGCAGAUUUCCUCAAUGCUACAGAUUUUU